CCUUUUUCUCUCUCUUACCCUUUAGGAUAUAGGUAAACCCGGGAAAGCAAAUCAGGUCAGUGUUACUGUUUGAGUAUAUGUGUGGUGAGAUAUCGCUGCUUCCUAUGGACUAAUUGUGUGACUCGUGCUGGUGCGUCGGUAGACUCCAUUAUUUUGGAGCUACCUUGUUUUGUUUUGGAUUUUUUGUGUUGGACUCGUGCUACCAUUAUUCGUAUAUGCCACGUACACUAUAUUGUCGCUCUAUUCAAGCUAACUCGAACGUAUUGUACGACGACAUUAGUUAGUUGUCCAUUAACUUACAAGCUUUAUAUUAUCGGUAUCGAACUGUUGACAUUACUAUUUCACAGGCAACAAAAAUGAUUAAGUUGUUUGUUUAAGAUACUGUGGUAAUAACAACUGCACAAUGAUAAUACCCGCUUGCUGGCAUCUUCGCUAAAACAACACCAAUAAUCUACCUACGAACAGCCUUAAUAAAGUAAGUGAUUUAACAUUACGUUAAACUCCCUGACUGUCCGGCCAUUUUCAAUCAAGCAAGAAAACGACGAGCAAAGCAAACAUUGACUGCCAAAAUGUACGUCGACCUAGCUGUUUCGCCCGUCAUGGAACCUAAAAAGCGGCAUAGUGAACCUUACACGGAAUACCAACUGCCAUUGUGUCAGAAUCUGUGUGUGCCAUCAUCCACAGUUAUUGUACCAAACAUGAAUGCUAAUGGUAUUAGCCAUAGUGGUAACAAUAACAACAAUAUAUCGCUGCACUGCUUGUCGGUGCCCGACCUGAGCGCCUCACCGCACCAGCUGUUCCGCGAAUUCUGCUCAGACGUAUCUCCUGGGGUAGCCCAAUUGUCGUUAGACCAACAGCAACAGGCGUUGACGCCGCCCAAUCGAUCGCCAGCCUCAUCGACCUCAGGAAGCCCAAAUCGAAUCUCGCGCAAUCGCGUCAAGUACCAAAAGGGUCGACGGAGAUCGUUGGGAGUUCCAGGUAGUCGUUCGCCGAAUGGGCGAAGUUUGUGGAAAGAGUUAGAGGAGGACCCGUGGGCUGAAUUCCAUCGGAAACGAUCGCCGGGCUUGGCUACGGCCCGCUACCCCCAACAAGCCGUCGAUCCACCUCCAGGACCUGGCGCGUACCGGUGCCGAUCCUUUUCAGUCACACCUAAGGGCAACAUUCUAAAUCUCGGCGACGUUGUACUCACGAAUGCUCUUGAUGAACGGCGCAAGUCAGUAUCGUCGUGUACUGAUGCCCCUGAAGAUCCUAGCCCACCACUUGUGCGUGUAAGGCUGUUAGGAGCACCCGGAGUUGGUAAAUCCUGUCUAUUGCAACAAUUCAUCGAAGGUCGUGCCAACACCGUCAACGAAGAGGGACAUCUGGAGAUUAUUACGUCGCCCCCGCCGUCAGCGGAAAACAGUGUCGAUGUGCAAACGACCCGCGUAAUGUUGGACGGCGAGGAGUUUGAUGCCGAAUUCGACGAGACCACCGAUCACGUGGUAACAAAGCAACACUUAGAAGAGGCAGACGCUUUUGUAGUCGUCUAUUCCGUCACGGACAGGGAAAGUUUGGAAUUGGCCGAGGAUACCAUUAGUCAGCUGAGAGUUCUAUGCGGACAUCAGAAGGGCGGAGGUGUCGGUCGACGGAGAUCCUCGGCUACUGCGACUCUAGGCGGCCUCCUGAAUAGGCCCAUCACCAAAGCCGUCAUCUUAGCAGCAAAUAAGGCCGAUCUAGCUAGGAAAAGAUGCGUAUCAACAGAAGAGGGCCGGUCCUUAGCGAAAAAAUACGAAUGCAAGUUUAUCGAAACAUCUGCGUGUAUUGGCCAUAACGUAGACGAGCUGCUUGUUGGCACCCUCAAACAGAUCCGCCUGAAGCAACGUUCCGGCUCCGUGCCCGCCUGGUGCACACUUGAUGUGCCUCCGAUCAUCCGCUCCCGGGCAGCUUCCCUCAGUCCCGAACCAACGCCUGGACACGGCUAUGGACACCGGGCAUCCCUAUCAACAUCAGCCUUUCCGCCAAUUAUGACGGAUAGUGCGGAAGGCCACCGACCUUCGGUGGCUCGUUCCAUCGCCUGCAAGGCGCGCGGAUUCAUCAACAAAUUUUGGACCAAAUGCGACUCAGUGAGAACUCGAUCGUGCGAUGAUCUCCACGUACUCUAACGAGGAGAUGUAAGGUUAUAACGACACUAACGAUGAUGAUUAUAACUGAUGAAAUUGAGAUAGUGUUCUCAAAUAGGUACACAUAGAGAUAGAAAGAAGGACAUCGAUGCCUAGCUAUCGACAAAUGUGGUCACUAUACGACAAACGCAAGUGAUCUGAUGUUUGAGAUAUAGGUGACCUCAACAUGUUGCUAAACAUAACUAACAGUAACCGUAAAAAUCGACUUGUGGCAAAUGGUUAUAAUGAUGAUGAGCUAACUCAUUACUUAGCUAGCACUGUUAUUCGGUAGCGGUAAUCAUUUGAGUUAUGGCCGUGCUAUGAGCUUUUUUCCACGAGAAAAUAUUCUUUAACAUGUGGGUUAAAGGGUAAAGAUGAUGGCAAAAAAAUUAAGCUACUUCAAGCGAAUUUGGCAGCCUUUGAAAUAUAAUAAAUUUUGAGCUGAUUGGGCUAGUACGAUUAUAUUUUAAUACGUCUUAGAUAUAGUUUGCUUUAUUUUUACAUAUUCGUCUCAGCGCUCUACCAGCUUCUGCAUAGCCAUAUAUCUACCAUUCGCGUUCCCAUAUGUUAGCUCCCUAUCAUUUUUCUAUCGAUGGGCCACUAUGUGGCUUUCUAGGGUAUGGAAAGCCCCGUAAUUAUAUGAACUUAGAUCGAGAGAAUAAGUGCAUUGUAGCCAUUGCCCGAUGUUCUUUUGCCCGAUAUCGAGGCAACGAUGUUUUGCAUUGUUAUCAAUGCUUUCGAGUGCCAUCCGAACGGUCUAUGAGUUUUUGAGCUUGAGAUAACUUUCAUUUAUUACUUCACUUUCUGCGAAUAUCUCGUAAUAGCAGAUGCCCCUGAUAUCUAUUGCAAGUACGUCCGCCGCUUCCCGUCGGAACCUACUCAACGCUGCUACUGAACUCGAAGCGUCUGUAGGGCGACGUGAUGUUUUCGUCUCGUCCCUCUCCUAUCAGCGAUCAAAACUGAACCGUAUGUUACCUUCGAGAACUGUCUUUUUGAUCUUCUGCAAAUUUCACAAGCAUUUACAAUUGGCCUGAACUCGAUUCACAGGGAUCCACCUAUAUUCAUUUUUUCGCAUCUCAGUAUUUGGUUUAUAAGUCUGUAACAUCCUACGUUAUAUAUCAGCUCUGGCCCAAACAGCUCUUAUACACUAACCUACGCAUCGCUCGAAAGCGUCAUCGAUCACAGCAAGGCGUUUGUAUUUUUCAGCUUCCGAUAUCUAGUCAUGGACUCGCUAAUCUUCCAUAACUAACUUAUCCUUAAUUCAAAUGCUUCCAGGGGACUUCAGUGUUUAGCAGCCAACUUUCAUUUGCUAGCGACGCGUACUUCCAAACCUAUUCAAAUUCAAAGUCUAAUGGAUUCGCUUGUAACAGCUUAAUAUAAUUUGGAGAAAAACAAAAUACGAACCAAUAGCAGGCGCCAUAAAUUUAGAUAGAAAAUAAAACACUGCUGAAGUUAACGAAUGUUGUAUCGUAAAAAUAAGUUGGACGAUAAAGUUCACAGUUCUAUGAACAUUUUCAUAUAUUCAAAAAUAUACCCUAAGUGAAAUUAUAAUGUAAACAAAGACAGCUUUAAUUAAAAGCAUCAUGGACACAGUAUAAUGGUAAAACUACGUAAACAAGGCGCAUUAACAUAAAAGAGUAUGCAACAGUAAUUCUCUACUACACGCGAAUUCUAAGACUUUGAUCUUCACCAGUGAAGCUUUGAAAGAUAACCUUCAGUCGCUUUCAGUAACCAAAACGAGCAUCAGGGACACUGUAAUUAUGGGUAACUGUACACUGAUAAACCUAGCACUACUCUAUGCUAAUCAGUUACAAGAUGCCGAUGGCAGAAAACGGACGAUGGUGGGUCGAAUAGUCAAAACGUUUAUUACGUUCUCUUCGUGUAACUAGGAUCAGCUUCCUGUCAGGGAAAUACCAUUUUAUAAAAAUAACAAGCGUCUGUACACACUAACUUGAUGCUUUUCCGUUACGACGUGAACAGACCAUGGUAGAAAAACGAUUUUUUUCCCUGGAUCAGUUUAUCUUAGGUAAAUAAACACCAAAGUCAUUCAUUCAUGGUAUAGCAGAUAAUUUGAAGGGACUUCGUUGGGCGUUUUCGUUGGAUGCAUCCAAAACCGUAUGCAAUACCAGUAGUGAAAUCAGCCAACCUACUGUAAUUGUAACAUUUCUUUGAUUCCGUAUGCGCAAUGGCAAAACUUAAACAGACAACACAAGUUUUAAUGCAGUUAAUUCCCAUAGCGUGGUACAAAAAAGAGCAAACAGAACAAAGGCACUGGCAUCCCGCUUUCUUCAGCACAGAUUCGCGUAGCUUCUUCGAUACACUGUCUGACAAAGCUCGGACGGAUACGAAGACACGCCAGUGUGGUGUAGUCCAUUGCAUAAACAGAUUACACCUUCAAUAAAAGCUAUAACACCCGACACGACUUGCCUAUUGAAACUUAUACAAUUGGCGCCGAGUCAUUAAUUACAAAUAUGUUGUUUCCCGUUGUAUCAAGGUAGUGACACCACUAAGGAGAUGUCGCUACUGGUGAUAGCGUAGCGUAUAUGGAUGAGCGACGGACAGUAUAUAUACAUGUGCUCUGAACUGAUAUGUAUAUACUGUAAUUAGAUAAACAAUCAAAUAUUGAAAUUUCCACGCAGAGUUUGUUUGCAGAAUUUGACUCCGAAAGCAGAAACGGCUCGUAAUUGGGAUAAAUGAAAAGGGAGCGACAGAGGGAAAAACGGAGAGGCACAAGGAACGAGCAGACAGCAGUAGUAACAGGAUAAACAUCAACACGAAUAAUAACAAUAACAAACGUUUACAACAGUUAAUCGAGCAUCAAAUGAAUAGUGUUGCUGUUAAUUAGAACGGUCUAAGUUUUGCUCAGGUUCCCAACUUGGUCUGGCUCUAAGAAAUCGUCAUCCUUGCAUACGGUCUAAGCCUAAGCAUAACUCAGGGAACGACUAUAUUUAUAAAUUCACGCACUUGACUUUUUUUUCUGGAAGGACGGAUCUCUUAAGAGUGGUAGAUGUGUGGGUGUACACAUCGAGCUAUUCAGUGUAAGAGAAUAAAAAGAUUACCGAACACUCAAUAAUAAACCUCUUAUUUAACUUGUUUUUCAGUCUGGAAAGUGACUAUCACUAGGAUUUAGAUGGUGGACGGAAAUCUGUGCGGGCAAUGCUUUUCGGAGCUUUUUCUGUUGUAGACAGCUGAACGGCAGGCAAAAUUGACGUGGUUGUAUGUGUGAUACUGCUAUUCAGAGUAUAUAAACAGGGUGUGCACUGGUGCUACUUUAGCGAUGAGAGACAAAGCGAUUAUGGAAACGAAUGCUCUAGCUAACUCAUCAUAAACGAGCAGAUCGAUCUAACAUUUCCAGCUAAUUCUUCCCUUUUUCUUUUCCCUCAGUCUCGCCAAUUUUAACAAAGACAAAUUCAAAAAUCAUAGAUUUAGUUUUAACCAUUUGUACACAGUUCUAGCAAAAACCAAAAGAUAAGUUCUACUCGGAGAUAACAAGCCUGGAAACUUGCAUGAAAACAAAGCGCAUAUAGGUCGCUUUUGUACGUACAAAUUUUAUGCGAGUUACGUAUUAUCAUGACAAGUCGUCAAAUUGAAAUAGUGGCUACAAAUCAAUGGGAGCGAAUGAAGGGGAGUAAAUGCAGGUGAUGACGACUAACUAAAACUCGGCUGAAAAACAAUCCUGCGAUUUUGCCAUUUAGCUCCAAACAUCCCACGAUUUAUUAAGGAACGAUAGACUCUACCGAAAACUAUCUAGGCGCCCCUUAGCCUGCCUCUAAAUUUUCCCAAAAAGCUGUAAUGCGGUGAUGCUAAAAUUCGUUCGCCUCCUAGCUUAGUACCAUAUUAGUUAUUGAUGAUCGGCCAGAUUCAACCGACCAUUCGACUGCCCCAUGCUAGCUAGCACAAAGGACAGGGGCCAUAUCCUGUUUACGAGCCCUUAACAUUAUAAAAAAUAAGAUUAUAUAUAUAUAUAAAUAAACGCGCUGAAAUAACCGUUAUGUAAUUAGUGGAUACAGCCAGACCGCUCACUGAUCAACAGCCAAUUGUACGACCUGUGCGGAUAGGAAAUUAAAUAGCGCUAAAUAAAUUUUGAAAAAGGAAAUCUGGACACGUUUAAAUCGGACAAGAUCGAUAGCAAAAACUCAGAUAUCAAUCAACUGUCCUCAAGUGUUUCAAGCAACACGCUUAGUAACAAAAUCAAUAAAAAAAAGUCAAUCUACGCUCUAACAUUAUUAGAAAGAGGAGGUAGCAGUUGAAUUCUAUUAACGAUAAGUACUUGGCUAAAAUAUCAGAUCUGAGUCAUAGAAGCCGCUAAUUUUCCUAUGAUCGUGAUCGCUUAUAUUUAUUAUGUACUAUUGGCUAUAAUGACAAGCCAUAGUCGACAGGGAAUAAUGGCCAAAUCAUUAACGGAAACUAUCAACGAGUAGAUAGUGUCCUCACUAUACACGACGAGACAGAGCAUCGACUGUAGAUAAACAGAUCAAUGACGAUACGAAGAUGUCUAACAAACGAAAUAACAGUGCUAUGGCGUAAUUAGUCACCGAAGUCACGUUUCACAGAAUUCAUCCAUCAUAAUGUAAUCGGUGCUGGCGUAACGCUGUCGUCGUCGAUCAGCAUGAACUAGCACCUUGUCGAAAUUAGGAUUUAAAAUUUUUAGGAUGAAAAAGGACUAUACGGAGAGGUCUAAUAAUUUUCCGUACAUUCUAUAUAUUUGUCAGCUCCAUUGGGCACGACGUCCAUUAUCGCCAUGACAAUUAUAUGAAUACGUUUCUGACGACUAUAAUAUUUGUGAGGUAUAGCCAGCCAUCAGGUCUGGCGAGCGGGCCCAUUGUCAUCCUCUUAAAAGCAAUACGUAGCCAGCGAGAGGUCUGAGGAUGACAAAAAACGAAAACUACAAGCGAUAAUUUUAGAUGCUGAACGCACGAGGCAGAUUGCGCUCACAGCCGGUGAGUGACGGUGCCUCGUAAAGAGUCACAGAAUUUCCUACACGUAAAAACAUACUUAAAAAUAGCGUUUACUCGAAGUAGAGUUUUGUCUCUUCAAUACAAAACAAUAAAAAAAAAAAACACCCGUAUACCAAUAAUACAACUUGCAUUAAUGAUGAUAGUAAUAAUAAUGACGAAAAAAAAUAAUCACAGAUUUGACAUAUCAAGAACCGAAGUGUAGUUCUAUAUUCAAAUAAAAUAGAUUUUAUACCCGUCAACCUGAA
Messenger RNA from Varroa destructor (honeybee mite), 7341 nucleotides. RefSeq names its product GTP-binding protein REM 2-like. Gene Ontology annotation, cellular component: plasma membrane. Gene Ontology annotation, molecular function: GTP binding; calcium channel regulator activity; GTPase activity. The record is from RefSeq and is a predicted model, not a curated record. Lineage: Eukaryota; Metazoa; Arthropoda; Arachnida; Mesostigmata; Varroidae.